Messenger RNA from Anolis carolinensis (green anole), 2711 nucleotides. Its product is annotated as mitochondrial amidoxime reducing component 2. Gene Ontology annotation, cellular component: mitochondrial inner membrane. Bases 151 to 1290 code for a protein of 379 amino acids. The record is from RefSeq and is a predicted model, not a curated record. The transcript has 7 exons. NCBI's taxonomy places the organism in Eukaryota, Metazoa, Chordata, Lepidosauria, Squamata, Anolidae. Gene Ontology annotation, molecular function: pyridoxal phosphate binding; nitrate reductase activity; molybdenum ion binding. Gene Ontology annotation, biological process: nitrate metabolic process.
GCCCAUCCAGUUUUGACGUCUAAAUCUCCAGAGAGGCAGCAUAUUCCACUGCGGAACGGCUCUUUUUGAGGAGGGUUGUUGAGUAAAAGGUGGCUUGGGGGUCUACUACUCUUGGGGUCGCUUUAAAUCGAGGACAAAGGCGGGGCCGUUAUGGACAAAAUAGUAGGCAAGCGCGGCGGGAGCGAAUGGGGAAGGGAGGCUGCAAUUGAGGAGCGAGAGGCCGGCUCUGCGCAGCCGAGGCCCGCCUCCCGUGGGCUCUGGAUCCCUUCGUUGGCGGCCAUGGCGUGGGGUCCGCUGUCCCUCCGCGAGCCCUUCUCCUCCUCUUUCUCCCGCCUGGCCUGGCUGUGCGGGGCCGGGCUGGCGCUGGGGGCCUUGGGGGCCUGGGCGGCGUGGCGCUGGCGGGGCGGGCGGCGACGAAGGCGGGGGCUGGAGCGCGUGGGCACCGUCACGGGGGUCACCCUCUACCCGGUCAAGUCCUGCCGUGGAAUCAACCUGCAGCGCGCCCAGGUCACGCCACUCGGCCUCCAGAGCGGGGACCUGCGCGACAGAUUUUGGCUGGUGAUUAAGGAAGAUGGACACAUGGUCACAGCUCGACAGGAGCCUCAACUGGUUUUGAUUGUUGUUAAUUCUGAAAAUGGCCAGUUAAUCCUGAAUGCUCCAGAAAUGAAGGAACUGGCCAUCCCUAUCAAAACUCCUAAAGAAAAUCCCGUGAAGAAUUGCAGGGUUUUUGGACUUGAUGUUGAAGGGCGGGACUGUGGUGAUGAGGUGGCUCAUUGGCUCACCACUUUCCUGAAUUCAGAACCAUAUCGACUCGUUCAUUUUGAAACCCAAAUGGCUCCCAGAAAAUGUGAAAAGAUUAAGAUACCUUUUCGGCCUACUGAUGAGGUUUCCUACCAUGACGCUGCUCCAAUAUUACUGAUGUCAGAGCCGUCAAUGGAAGAUCUAAAUACCAGAUUGGAGAAGAAACGGGAUUUGCGGUAUUUUAGACCAAGCAUUACUGUUUCAGGCUGUGGUGCUUAUGAAGAGGACACCUGGGACAAGAUUAUAAUUGGUGAUGUGGAAUUGAAGCUGAUCAUGCAGUGCGGCAGGUGUAUUUUGACAACGGUUGACCCAGAUAAUGGCAUCAUAGACAGAAAGGAGCCGCUAGAGACAUUGAAAAGAUAUCGUAUGUGUGAUCCAGCUGAUAAACACAUUCACAAAACAGCACCAUUGUUUGGCAACUAUUUUGGUGUAGACAAAGUGGGCACUGUUCAUGUUGGAGACCCUGUGUUCAAGAUAAUUGAAUGUUAGAGAGGGACGGGGGAGAGGGAACCUCAAGGUCAGGGGGUUCACUUGAUUUGAAACAUUUGUCUGUUCAGUAGCUGCAAUAUCAAAUAAUCAUAGCAUACAAUCCAGCCGAAUCUUUGCAUUUUGAAGUGCCAUUGAUUUCAGAAGGAGAAAUGCAUUACUAUUUAAAUAGGGCUCUCCUGAGGAGGCUACCAUGAUCCUAACCGAGGUGGUGUCCCUCCCUUAGGGAUAGAGAGAAAGGAAGAUGGAGUGCAGACAGUUUGGGGAUUUUUUUUCAUCCAAGGGACCCAAAGGAGACCCUUCAGUCUACAAUCAUGUUCCAGCUGGUUGACAAAAAGUUGUUCCUUCCUAUUACUUAAAAUGUGAAAGAAAUAUUAUAAAAAUUCUGCCUACAUUUUCCCCCUCUCUCCCCACUUCUCCCACUGUCCCCAUUCACACAACCCUAGAGCCAAAUUUGGCCUUACUGAGGCUCCUACCGGCCUUUUUGAGCAUUUCCCGGUGGCUAUGUUCCCUUCUCCAUGACAUCCUCAUUUUGUGGUGUCUUGGCUUUGUCUUUUAAAGGACUGAACUGCUUGCAAUAAUGACUUUACACUCAAAAUAGGAAGACUUUUGUCUCCCUUGGCCCACUACAAUUUGGCCUCUGAAAUUACAUUGGGUCUUUGGGCUGAGAGGUUUUCCUCAAUCCUUAGCUUAGACAAAGAUGGGCACAUUGUGGACCUUGGACCACACAUGGCCCUUGGGAAUUUCUUAAUGUGCCUCCAAAGGCCCCCCCAAAGUCAAUAGACCUGUUAAAAACACCCCCAAGUUGUCCAAAUGCACCCAAAGGAGCUGCAGAUGUGGCAGUUUCCUUCUACUAUGCCAAGUCACCUCUCAAAGUCUGGAAAAAGUGCCUCAAAAUCAACUAAAAUGGCUAUCAGAAGUUAUUUUUUGUCAUUUCUAGUAUGGAUAAGCACACUCUGGUUUGGGAUAUAGCAGUUGCUCCAGUUUCAGGGUACUGUGAAUUGACAGAUAAGCUUGCUUUGUCAUACUACUUAAUUUGGCAAGAUUGUGCAUACAUUGUCUCCUAAUUCAGAUUGUUUAGAUGGAAGUGCUUGUAUUCUAACUAAUGUUAAUCAGAUAGGUUUUUUUAAAGUUCUAAAAUCAAAAACCUAUUUCCCAGGAAAUGGCUAAAGUACGGUAUAUGAUAAACAUUAGCAACAGAGUUUCCAUGGCACCUUAAAAGGCGAGCACACCAAUUCUAGCAUACGUUUUGUGAACCAGCAGCCAUUUUUUCAGAAGUAUGAUGUUAGCCUCAGUUCACAAAUAUGUUUCCUAUUGUUUCAUUUUUUUUCUUUUUUAUGGUGACAAACCAUGGAUCAUCUGUACACAUUUAAAAUGAAUGAAUGAAUGAAUGAAUGAAUAAAUAAAUAAAUAAUUUACACAAA